Molecule: messenger RNA, 908 nt
Organism: Molossus molossus (Pallas's mastiff bat)
Lineage: Eukaryota; Metazoa; Chordata; Mammalia; Chiroptera; Molossidae
Product: NKG2-A/NKG2-B type II integral membrane protein-like
Exons: 8
Coding region: 321-908 (195 amino acids)
Biological process (GO): positive regulation of natural killer cell mediated cytotoxicity; stimulatory C-type lectin receptor signaling pathway
Source: RefSeq, a predicted model, not a curated record
UGAUGCAAGUGAUGUUCUUGUUGAGCAGUGUACACAGAUAAAAGUGCAUCAGCUUGCGCAUUGCCUGAAGCCAUAGGCCCAGGAAGCAAAGAAUGUGAUCUGAUGUGAGUGAUAAAAAUUGGUAAGGCACGCUGUGAAAGCAAAGUUUGUAACAGGAUAAAUAUUUUCUGAAUUGCAGUUUUACCUACUGAAGUCUUCACAGGGCAAUCUAUGAAGACCACAAACAUUGCUGUUGACAGGAGUAACCUGGUCUCCCACUAAAGGAUGCAUGACUUCCUGGUUUCUAGAGACAUAGUCCUUGACAUUACUCAAUUGCGGAGAUGGAUAUCCAACAAGAAAAUGACUUAGAACUGAGUCUGGCUGGGGAUUCGAGGAGACAGGAAGCGAAAGAUUCACCAUCACCUCCAGAGAAGCUUAUUGCUGGGACCCUGGGAGUCAUCUGCCUUAUCUUGAUGUACAGUAUAGUAAGAGUGAUACAUUUUAUGCCCUGUACUGUAAUACUGGAGAAAAACGAUUCAUCCCCAGAAACAAGGAUCCUGAAAGCAUAUCAUUGUGGUCAUUGUCCACCGAAGUGGUUUACAUAUUCCAAUAAUUGCUAUUAUAUUAGUACUGAAAAUAAAACAUGGAAUGAGAGUUUGUUGGCCUGUGCUUCUAAGGACUCUAAGCUGCUUUACAUAGAUAAUGAAGAAGAAAUGAAAUUUCUGAAGUCCAUAUCACUUCCAUCAUGGAUUGGAGUUUUCCGUAGCAGCAAUGAUCAUCCAUGGAUGUCGAUAAAUGGUUCAACUUUCAAACUAAAGAUACGAGAGUUAUCAUUUGUUAAAGGUGGCUGUGCUUUGCUAACCCCAUAUGGCCUCUCAUCAAGCAAUUGUGGAUCUGCAAAAAUAUAUACCUGCAAGUAUACGCUUUAG